GGAAUUAAAUUAAUCCAUCCUUUUCAGAUAUUUCAGCACCAGUGCUCAGUACAUACCAGUUAAACCAACACAGCAGGAGAGGGCCCUCCAGUAGGCCUAUACCAGCACACCAUUCUCCUGAAAACACUGAGCGAAAUUCAUAUGUGACCAGUUUAGCACAUUCAUAGGGGGUAUUAGAACAGUAGUAUGCUGUUCUGAAGACACGGUCAGAGCUUUAUCGUUUGCAGAGCCAACAACCUUCAGCUCUGUGAUUUAUUUUUAUCUAGCAAGUAAGCAGGUCAAGGUCACUGGCAAACCAACAAGAGUUGUAGUUUUUGUGUUUUUUUUGUAGUUUUUUUUGUUGCACUCUGUUCACUCAGUAAUUGAGUAUUGAGUAAAAUGGACUGAGGGAUAUAUUGGUCAGUGAUGUCCGUGCCUGUGUGGUCAGUGCUAGUGCUAACGCUAACACUAGCGCGGUGGGUUGAGGCAGAGGCGGAGGGCUGCCUGCCCACGGGACUCUGCUGCUCCGGGCGGGACAGCUCCUGCCACAGCCAAGGCUGGAGGACAGACCGCUCCCACGGGGACUGUUACUGUGACCAGGCCUGCAGGACCAUGCUGGACUGCUGCCACGAUUACGAGCAGGCGUGUCCAGCUAUUCCAUGCGUAGUGAGUGAAUGGAGCACAUGGUCCGGCUGUUCAGAGCCGUGCAAGGCUACAGUGCGAGUGCGGGAGAGGCGAGUGCUACAGGACGCUCAGAACGGAGGUGAGCCAUGUCCUCCUCUCCUGCAGACAGCUGGAUGUGCAGAAUACCACAACCAGCACGGACAUUGCCUCCAAUCACUGGUCCCUGCGCUCAUCACCACCGGCGGGUAUGGAAGUGCUCGCAAGAAGAGGGAGGUGUCUGACAUGAAUGAUAUCAUAGGCUACUGUGUGGAAUUUGAACUGACCUCACUGACUGCAGCCUGCCAGCACAGCAUCGGCCCUCACACCCAGUGGAUGCAGUACCUGCAGGAGGGACAUCAGGUGUGUGUGGAGUGUCAGCCACCGGCCCUGGCAGCAGGUCAGAAGCACUGCUCUGGAGACGGAGAGGAUGUGGAGCAUGACAGGAGAGUGUCUCUGCAGUGGCAGGCCGUGGGGAACCCCAGAUGCAGAGGGGUCUGGAGACGUGUUCGACGCCGAGACUCCUGCACUUGUCCCACUGUACACAGCUUUCUCUUCAUCUGAUACACUUAGAGAAGCUUUAAAAUGACUUGGAAUAAAAUGUAAUUUUUACAUUGAGUGCUAUUGUAAGCUAGUAGGAUUUUCUUUCUUUCUUAUGUAAACAUUUGAAGAUACAAAAAUUUGCGUAACAGCUAUAAUAUAAAGAUGAAUAAGAAAACUACAUUUCAUUCACCAGUGUCGUCUUAACCCUUUCAGACCCUGCGUCCGUUACAGUGGACAUCAUGUAUUUUCUUUAUUUUUAAAUGUGUUUCAUUGCACAUAACAUUAUUUGAGAGCUGUUGUCCAUCAGAAUAGACCAUGAACCAGCCAAUGAACAAGUUUAUAAACCAGUGAAACAGUAACUUGGCCCCGCCCACUGCAAAAACACUGGAAAAACAGUAGUACUAGAGCCAUUGAGGCAAAGUAAUUUUAAUAUAAGUAAGUAAAUUUUCACUAACUUAAUGGGAUUUUGAACACCUUUAUUUAUUGUAUUUCUUAGGGAUGAUUUAUUAAAUAAAAAGGUCAAUAUUGAAUAUAAAAAAUAUUACACACAGGCUUCCAAUAUAAUGGAAUAAAAAAGAAGACAAACUAUUAAUUAUUUUACUUAACUGCAUUUAUUUGCUAUAUAGAUUUUAUAGUAUUAUAAUAUUAUAGUCUCCUUUUCUGGGCAAUAAAGACAAAAAAACAGCAUUUUUUUUCCCCCAUCACUGGAGAUAAUUCAGCUCUGAAAGGGUUAAGAACUGGGUUUCCUGAACUGGGUCUUGAAAAAAAUGAAAGGAAAAACAACACCAGAUAUACAAGUUUUUUUUUCUCAAUUUUUUUUCUUAAAAACAGUCGGUGAAUAAGGUCUAUUGCGUUUAUUGUCUUCCAUACAGUAAA
Messenger RNA from Astyanax mexicanus (Mexican tetra), 2058 nucleotides. RefSeq names its product somatomedin-B and thrombospondin type-1 domain-containing protein. The coding region runs from base 406 to 1203 and encodes 265 amino acids. The record is from RefSeq and is a predicted model, not a curated record. The transcript is spliced from 5 exons. NCBI's taxonomy places the organism in Eukaryota, Metazoa, Chordata, Actinopteri, Characiformes, Acestrorhamphidae.